Messenger RNA from Xiphias gladius (swordfish), 8085 nucleotides. RefSeq names its product leucine rich repeat containing 9 (gene lrrc9). The record is from RefSeq and is a predicted model, not a curated record. Gene Ontology annotation, molecular function: protein binding. NCBI's taxonomy places the organism in Eukaryota, Metazoa, Chordata, Actinopteri, Istiophoriformes, Xiphiidae. Bases 471 to 5027 code for a protein of 1518 amino acids. The transcript is spliced from 32 exons.
CUUAGCAACCAGACUCCGACGCCUGGACACAGACUGAUGACAAACACUGCUGAACUCAGAUGGGCAUGAGAGUUUUGGAGCAGAAGUCCGCCGGUGCAAUUCAUCCUGGAAGAUCUGUGUUAAUUGUAUUCGCCUUGCAAGCUUGAAAUUAACAUAUUUAUUUAAGUUAAUACAGCUAUUUGUUGCACUUAAAUGACGUGAGUUUAUAGUUCCAGGAUCUGCGCCACGCCUUGCUAGGUAGUAGCACAACUUUAGCAUGAAUGUGAGGCAACAUUUAGCCCAGCACAGUUUAGUGUUUUUACUCACCAACCUCAGUUAUAAUUCACAGGUAGCUCCCAGCAAGCUAACUGUCAUGGCUGUUCCUAGAAGAAUUUUCCAAGACUAUCAAUAGAGUAAAGCAAAUAUAGUGCACUGUAGUAGCAAAUAAAGUGUUUCGACUCAGCUGCGGUAUAUUUAAGGACAGAAACGAUAUGAUACAUAGUGAGAAACAAAAGGACCGCGGUGACGAGGAGGUGGUCAAAGAACUGUGCAUGGUCAAUGGAGUGUCCUAUGAAAAAAUUGCACAAGAAGGAAGCAACGUCAGCUGCCUGGAGAUUUUCUUCUCUGGGUUUCCACGCAUGGUUGGCCUUUCCUUCUUCCCAAGGCUCUGUCAGCUUACCAUAGUGGGCCAGAACAUAAAAAACAUUGAAGGUCUGGGGUGCUGUCCUCUGCUCCGGGAGCUCUGGGUCGUCCAGUGCCAUCUGACAGGAAUAUCUGGACUACAGAAUUGUGUACAACUACAGAAACUCUACCUUUAUGAUAAUCAAAUCUGUGAAAUAAAGAAUUUAGAAUUGCAGAUCAACCUAGAAGUCCUGUGGCUCAACAAUAACUGCAUAAGUCACAUACAGGGCUUGAACACGCUUAAAAACCUCAAAGAACUAAGCCUUGCUGACAACAUUAUUGAAAAGAUCGGGCAUAGCCUUGAUCCUAAUGUCAACCUUCUGGAUCUUAAUCUGUCAGGGAACAGGAUCAGCUCCUUUAAGGAGCUGACCCUGCUUGCCUGUUUACCCCGUCUGAGAGUACUGGCACUGAAUGAUCCCACGUCAACCCCAAACCCAGUGUGUCUGCUGUGUAACUAUGCCACACACGUUCUUUACCACAUGCCAGGCCUCCAGCGACUUGACACCUAUGACGUCUCAAGCAAGCAUGUCAAGGAAGCAGCUGAGUUCACAGUAAUGAAGAAAAUUAUGUACUACAACAUGCGUGUACGUGCUGCUCAAAGGAACCUGGCACAGGCCCGGGUCAGUCUGAUGGAGAGGAAGAAAACUCUGCUACGGUUACCUGAAGAAUGUAUCAGGACACUCAGUCAUGCCCUCAAAAAUCUUGAACGUGAACUCUCCAAGGUGCUGGCUGGAUUUAAGAUGUCCACUUGCACGUUGGAGGAUGAACUAGAAGGACCAACCCAGUUGGUGGAAGUUUCGUCUGAUGGAUGUGAUCCAACCACUGACAUCAGUUGUGAUCCCAGCAUGGAGCCCAAAAUACUCAUCAAGAUGGAAUCACUGAGGGAGAGACUGGCACCAUGGACGAGGAGGCUAGAAGAGAUUGAAGCCUGUUAUGAGCGGGAUUUGGCCCAAGCCACAAACAUGAUGGAACAUACAGUCCAGUUUCUGUUAAUGGAGCUAGAAAGUGUUGGAAAUAUUCGUUUGGAGGAGGGCUGCUCCACUGACCCUUGGUUUACUUCCUGUUGCGACCUCCUGCGUUCCCGCUUCUCUCAUUCAGACUACAAGGUUCAUGGCAUCACUGGCAUUAAGAUCAAUCGUGUUAUCCGCAUCUACAACAGUGCUUUGAGGCUUCGCUUUGAGGACAAACUUCAUAACCUGCUAGCCAGAGAAGACACUGUUACAUUUUCAAACAGGAAUUACAGACGUCGGCUGGACCACUUGUUCUACGGAGCUGACCCUGAAAACAAGAGUGAAAAGGAAGAAAUUUUAUGCAUUCUGGAGGAGGGCUUUAAAACUGCAGAACAGUAUAAGGCCUUGGGGAGAGAGGGUGCCAUACCCUUAUCCAACAGCCUGAGUGUGACCGAACAGCCCAGAAUUGAACACACUCUGCGCCAGGCCAGCCAGUGUGAUUCUAAGAAUAGUAUGGAUAUAGUCCCAUUCAGGCAUGGUCAGAUUAUUAUCUCCAAAGUGUUCGUGGGUCACAGCAUGCCUAUCCGAGAGGGAGAACCAGUUGAUAGAAGUAACCAUCCCAGAGUCUACUCUGUAUAUCGCAAUGUGGACACCCAUCACAGAACUGCAAUGAGUGGAGAGAGACCACUCACCUCCAAAGCACACACUGGUCCUGAGUGCAGCCCCAGACGAAGACAGUGGUUUGUGUUUGACCAUGAACUAGUCUUGCCUGAGUACAUCAUAUAUUUUGAAUACAUAACCGGGAACCAAGAACAACCUGCAUUGCCGGGUCGCAGAACAGACAGAGAUGAAACUCCGUCCAAUGAUGUCAUCCUGGACAAGGAAGUCCUCAACAUGGAACCUGUGUUAAAAGCACAACCCAAGUUGUUGAGCUUGGAUGACAAAAUUCUGCUUAAUGUGGCCAGAGCCAAUGUCCUGAGUCAGAUCACUGUACUGAACCUUCAUGGCAACAGUCUGAGCAAGAUAAAGGAGAUUUCCCGCCUAUUGGCUCUGCGGCAUCUUACCAUCAGCUUCAAUGAGUUCACGCGCCUUGAUGACAUUUCUCACAUGCCCAACCUUGAGUUUUUGGAUGCUAGCCAUAACAACCUGGUGACCCUAGAAGGGCUGCGGGGGUUGGAACAACUCAAACAGCUCGAUGUGCGCUGGAACAAGUUGACCAAAGCCAGAGAAGAUACGGCAGUGCUAGGAAAACAUACGCCUGCACUUCUGAAGCUUGACACCCGAUACAACCCCUGGAACAGGUCGGAGGCAGUCAGAAUGACCAUACUGGGACGUCUAACAACACUCACACACCUGGACGAUAUGAUGGUGGCAGAGGAGGAGGCUGCUGAUGCUGUUCACAUGGCUGCUGGGUCCAAAAUUAACCAGGCAUCUCUUCUGGCUCACUCACGUAAAAACAGUGAUCGUCCCCGUAGUCUCAGCCUGCUGUCAACACCCCAGCUACUAUGUCUUCUCAAUCCAGCACCCUGGGGGCUCAGCCAAGAGCUGGAGCCAGACUGGACUACCAAGAUCACAGCCCUGAACCUUGACGGUCAGAGGAUUUCAAAGCUGAUCAAUCUGAAUAAGCUGGUUAACCUGCGCUGGGCCUCUUUUAAUGACAAUGACAUCUCUAAAGUGGAGGGACUGGACAGCUGCCUGAAGUUGGAAGAACUUUCCCUAAACAACAAUAGCAUCAGCACACUCAGUGGCCUGUCAAAACUGCAUUACCUAAAUAAACUGACUGUAGAUGGGAAUAAGCUCUCUAGUUUGGAUGCUUCAGUCCUAGAUCAGCUGCCCAACCUGUCCUUUCUGUCUGUGGAGAACAACUGUAUCAGUUCCCUGCAUGGCAUCCAGAGGGUUCACUCCCUUCUUGAACUCUACAUUGGCAACAACCAGAUUUCUACAUCACGAGACCUCUACUAUCUAAAGAGACUGACGAUCCUCAUCAUUCUGGAUCUUUAUGGGAAUCCUUUAGUGGAGAAACUGGAAAACUAUCGGAUAUAUGUGGUGUUCCACCUGCCCUCCCUGAAAGCACUGGAUGGGAUCACAGUCGAAGUAACUGAGUGUGAAAGUGCAAAAGAUAUGUUUGGAGGAAGACUAACCCCUGACAUGGUAACAGAGAAGCUGGGCCACUCUAACUACACAGACAUCACCUACCUCACCCUGCAGUCCUGCUCCAUUAGGAUGGUUGAUUUGUCUCCAGCAGACCUGUUCAGUAGCGUGUGUAGUGUCAACUUAGACCGCAACAACCUCACCUCUUUCUCGGGCCUCAUUUACCUGCCCAACAUCAAAGUUCUGUGUCUGAACUACAACCACAUUGAAUCCAUCUUGCCCAGACAGAAGACUCAGACUCAUCUGACAAACAGACAGAUACUCUACAGCAAAGUCCACUCCAGUGGUUAUGGUCAACAGAGCACAUCCAAAGGCAACAGGGAAACUGGGCCCACUGGCAGCCCGGAGCCACUUAUGGGCAGCCUGGAGGUUCUGCAUUUGAGUCACAAUGGCAUCUCCAAUAUGGCCAAUCUGCAGCUCAGCAGGCUCACCAAUCUUAAAGUCCUCUUCCUUCAAGGUAAUGAGAUCAGCCAGGUGGAAGGAUUGGAAGGGCUUCACCAGCUCAGAGAGCUUGUGUUAAACAGGAACCGGAUCAAAGCUCUGGCUGAGAACUCUUUCAUAGCCCAGAACGUCCUACUAGAGCUGCACCUAGCAGAGAACCGGAUCCGGGAGCUCAACCAUCUCGAUCCUCUGACUGAGCUCCGCAAGCUCUUUCUUGGCAUGAACAAGCUGCAGGACAUCACAGAGCUCAACAAACUAGAAGUGCUUCCUUCGCUGACGGAGCUCUCAGUUGUUGGCAAUCCUGUGGCCCGCAACUCUCUCCACAGACCCGCAGUAGUGCUCCAUCUGUCCCGAUUGCAGGUCCUGGAUGGAGUGAUGGUCACUCUGGAGGAAAGGACCAGGGCUGAACUCCUCAGUGGUGAUCCAUCAGUGAGAACUCCAUGUUCUCAGUGCCCUGGAGCUUCUUUUCCUACCGCUGAAAUAAACCUACCUGGACUGCUACCCGUCAUGCCUCAAAACCCCCCUCUAAAAGGAAUGAGUAUAAGUGGAGGACUGCAGAGCUUUAUGCAUGGGCACGAUAUCCUAUCAAGUAACAUGGACGAAGCCCAAUCUCAUUACACAUACAGGCGUGAGGACAAGAAGCACAAGCACAGUAAUGCUGCCCGAAGCGGCCAAACUGACAUCACCUUCAGACACAUUCGAAGAACAGGAAGAAACCUGCCAACCACAGGUCUCCUGUCUGAUGGGAGCAGAGUCAUCAAUACAUAUCACAACCAGGAGCAAGACAGCAGAUUCCCAAAUGGUGGUAGACCUCCACGCAUGUAACAGCCAGAAGAGGUGGAGUAUACACUGUCUUUCAGCAGGCAAUCCAAAAGUGAACACCUGUGAAAGACAUGACUCUGGUGUGGUGAUAUACAAUAGUAUUGUUACGCCCUGCCAGGACAUGCAGGACAUUAAAAUAUAUCUUUAUGGUGGUGUUUUUAGAUGUUUGCCUUAAUGUCUAUGAGCAUCUGCAUACCUUUGCAUAUUCAGUGAGGAAAAUGUCUGAACAUCCGGUAUUUCAAGUGCUUUUUGCUUUUGAACACAGCAAUAAAUAGCUUUCUAUAAACUUUAAAAAAAAUGCAAUUUACAUGUUACUAAAUCUGCUUCGCUGCCUUUGGAUCAAUGAAAAUAAGGCUACUUGAGAGGGGCAUGUAGUGCAUCCCUUUCAAACGCAUUUAUAAUGACUGAUUUUAUUUGCUAUCCAUAUAAGUGGAUCACUAACCAUGGUAAUCUCAGGAUGAGAGGUUUUGGUGUCAUUUCUACCACUAGCCCAUCCUUGGACCAAAACAAGUGAAAAAACACCCACAGAUGUACGGGCGUGUGAGGCUGGCCUGCUGUAUCCAUCGGGUCAAAUGCAUCCCCAACAAGUGGAUAAUCCAGCUUUAGCACACCUCUCUGUGGACAAUAAUCUGCAGUCACUCAGAUAAAGAUGUCAUCUUGAAUGAGGUCCAAAUUGAUUUUAGAGACUGUCAGUUUCAUCAUGUUAGCCUCUUUUCAGAAAGCUCACCACAGUUUCGGCUGUAAUAGGCAAAUCUCAUGUGUUGUGACUGAAAAUGAACCUACUCCACUUAUUAUUGAUGUUAGUUCUGCUGAACGUAAGAAUAUAAUCCCCUUGUCUUCCUGUCAGUUUAGCCUAGUAGUCCUAUAGUUAACAAAGAAACCAGUCAGAGCCUUAAAUGUGGAGGAUACAGUCUAUAUUAUGUUAUCUAAAACCUUUACAUUGUGGGACCUCUAAACUGAUAACUGUAUGAUGAAACCCUCCUAUUGAAAAGAUUAAGUAGAACAUCUAUUCCCAUCCAUCACCCUAAAUAUCAUAAAUAUUAGGAUCCAGAGAAAGAUGCAGACCUCUGUUACAUGUCUGAACAAUGUCUUGUAGAGUUAAAUUAUUGUUUUAUUUUACUUUAGACCCGUGCUUUAACGUAACUAGUACUCCUUAGAAAAGAUAGAAAUGAGUUGAGACCCGGUUUUUGGGAAGAUAUGGCCUCUGUUGUAAAUUAAACAGUAGCAAAAGAAAAAAAUUCAGCAUCAACAUUUUUUCAUAUUCCUUCCAACGACCUCAGCUUUGGAGUUUUUGAUUUUGUAUUGUUAGCCUGACCACUAGGUGUCCUUAAAGCUCCAUUAGCUUUCCCUUUAAGACACUGCCAAUCAGUCCUCUAUGAAUUCACCAGCUGCCUGUAGGUGGUAAUUUAUCAGUUGAAGGGGGAUACGUGUGUAUGCUUCAGAUUUGUGUUUGAUGCUGAACAUGCGAGGCAACAACAAGUUCUAGGCAGCAAAAGUGAAAAGCUCUCCCCUAAACAAGCUCCUCUAAUGCAUGUACUUAACUCCACUUAAUUUGUGUUAAUUCCCAGCAUUAAGCGGGGCUAAUGACUGUGCAAGUGAGUGCACUGUCAUUACUGUGCUCUGCCUGACAUCAAAUGGCAGCUGAUGGACUCAAAAGAAAAAAAAAGGAAACUCUAAUGCACGGAUUUGGGGGCUCAGUACUAGUACUCUCGUGCAUUAGGUAUUGCAGAGGAUAAUUACACAUUUUAUAUUUGUGUACAGGAUGUGCAGUAUGGAUAUGUUAGAAGUAUAACUGUUUUUAAUGCAAUUGAAUUUCAGAGUGUGGUGUAAGCUUAUUGUGAGCAUACCACUUCAUACAGUAUGUUUCUCUUUGCAUAUCUGUCAGUAUUUUUUACAUUAAAAUGACAUUAGCAUAAAGAUUGUGAAUAAUUCAUCAGUUCUGAGUGAACCCAGACGCACUGCUCUCUCUGUAUCUCUCUCUCUCUCUCUCUCCCUGCUCCUCCAUGUGAGUAGACCACAUGGUCCGUAGCUGGUUUAAUGGGAUGGAAUGUGACAGGUUAUGUUUUCAUCUGCCUGAUAUGGAGCCUGGCUCGGGCGGGAGGGAGAAAGAGAGACAGACAGAGAGAGGGAUGGAGAGGCAAAGUAGGUUGGUCUCCACAGUUGUAUUCUGGAUUCAUAAUUUGACAUGUUUGUUCUUGUUGUGAAUCAGUUAUAGAUGAUGCCCCUCCCCAUCCCCACCAACACACACACACACACACACACACACACACACACACACACACACACACACACACACACACACACAAAUACAUGCUCUGUAUGGGGCCAUUACUGCUGGUCCACUAACUCCCUACAUUUGCUGUGUCUGUGCAUUCAGAGCACCAUUAGUCCAAGACUCUGUGAAUAAUUGCUGAAUGGACCAUGUUUUCAGUGCUAUCUACUCAGGUUCCAGUGUUGGGGGUUGAUGUAGGGGGUGAAGUGAGAGGGAUGAGGACACUGAUUGCUGUUUGAUGCUGAAUAUAACACUGCAUGUUGUGCAAUGUUUAUCAAAGCCUUGUGCACAGUAUGUGCAAUGCAUGAACAACAUUACGGUCCACAUGCAUUACACAUUUACCAGCUUGUAUUAACUUCAGAAGUGCUUCAGGAGAGCUUACAAUUACAUCAACAUCAGCACUUGACUUGGAAUUGAUUUCGUAAAAAUGAAAUGUUCUCUCCACAUUUGACUGCUGAUGGCAACCAAAUGCAGGUCAUCAUCAAAAUAUAAAUUAUUUAGUUUUCAAGAAGUACAUAUUAUUUCCCUAGUUCAUUUUUCAUCCCCACAAAUACAUAUUCUAAUCAAAAACAAUCUUGCCAUAUUGCUUCUCUUGAAAUCUGUCAUUGAGUUACCGUUGUUGCUUGUCAUUUUCCUGUAAUUUGUUUCCUGUGAGGUUCCCUAGAAUAAAGAGCGAAUGGAGAGAAAGUGAAAAUACAGAUAAAAGAAUGGAGUGAGAGUGACAAUUAGAAUAGAAAGGAAAAUGCUUUUAUUUUGUGCAGACAUUUUGGUGAGAGCAACCGUCACAGA